Molecule: messenger RNA, 1472 nt
Organism: Lates calcarifer (barramundi perch)
Lineage: Eukaryota; Metazoa; Chordata; Actinopteri; Centropomidae
Product: histone-lysine N-methyltransferase, H3 lysine-79 specific-like
Exons: 17
Coding region: 46-1248 (400 amino acids)
Source: RefSeq, a predicted model, not a curated record
GCUCUGAAACAAAAAGAUGAAGAACUGAAAUCAGUCAGAAUCAGAAUGACUGAGAUGGAAAGAUUAAACCAAGAGAAGCUUCAUGAGGCAAGAUCUGCCCUGAAACAAAAAGAGGAAGAACUGAAAUCAGUCAGAGACAGUUUGACAGACAUGGAAAGAUUGUACCAAAACAAUCUUCAUUGGGCCAGAUCUUCUCUGAAACAAAAAGAGGAAGAACUGAAAUCAGUCAAAAACAGAAUGACUGAGAUGGAAAGAUUAAACCAAGAGAAACUUCAUGAGGCAAGAUCUGCUCUGAAACAAAAAGAUGAAGAACUGAAAUUAGUCAGAGACAGGCUUAGGAAUGAAGAAACCAUGAAAUCCAGCUGCCGACGAUGUGAACAACAUGAAUGUGAACACAAAGAAAGCAUGACUGAGAUGGAAACAUUUUACAAAGAGAAACUUCAUGAGGCAAGAUCUUCUCUGAAACAAAAAGAGGAAGAACUGAAAUCAGUCAAAGACAGGAAAAGGCUUAGGAAUGAAGAAACCAUGAAACCCAGCUGCCGACGGUGUGAACAACAUGAACGUGAACACAAAGAAAGAAUGACUGAAAUGGAAACAUUUUACAAAGAGAAACUUCAUGAGGCAAGAUCUAGUCUGAACCAAAAGGAAAAGGAGCUGAAAUCAUUCAAAGACAGAGUGGCAGCAGACCUGUCUCUUUCAAUAAAGACAGGAGACACUGAGAGCAUGAACAACCCAGUCAGUAAAACCAAACUGACAGAGAUGUAUAACAAACUGAAACUGCUGCAGUGGCCUAAAAUCAAAGAUCAUCUGAAAUCUAAUGCUGUGAGCAGAGAGUUUACCAGAGAUCUGACUCAGAAAAUGUUUAGAGAUGCAGCAGAAGAAAUGGAGAGAAAGAAGAAGCAGAUAGAUGAAGUGUUUGGACUGAUUGAGAACAGCAGUGGACUAACACCUCAGAAGGUCAAAGAGUUCAGACAGUUAACAAUUCACAGUCUUCAGAUGAAUCUGUACCACAGCAGGAAAGAAGAUCUUCUUCAGAGUCCUUUCCUACAACAUGGAGCUCAGUACCACCAGAAUGUGAUGGAGAACUUCAGACUUCUGGCCUCUGAAUGCUACUGGUUGGGUUGUUUGAUGGCUUUAAACAAUCCUCCUCUUCAGCCGGACUGGGAGAAUCAUGUUCCUGGGCUGGACGCCUGGGACAUUUUCCCACGAGACAUCAAGUCUGCUUCUGCCAUGAAGAGGAGGCAAUGAAGUCAGCAAUGAUGAGAAAACCUGAGUGUUUGUCAGGGAUCAAACAUUACUAUUUGCUAAGUUUUCAUUUGUGUGAAUGAAGAAUUUUGCUAGAUUAGUUCAGAUUAACUAAAUCUGAUUAUUUAAAGCCUUAUGUGCAGAAUUCAUAUCUUAAUGCUGAUUAUGUGUCUGUAAACAAAAUUUAUUUUUGAACAUAAGUUGAAUUAUAAUUAAGUCUGUUGGAA